AUGGCCUGUGAUUUGCAUCUUCUGACUUUCACAGCACUCGCCUGCAUUAGCUGCGAAGCAUCCAGCAUCGCAGGGACAAUGUGCGUGGAGAUUACAGUAAAUAAAAGCUAUAGCUGUGAAGGUUUAGCACUGAGGGAGAUUCCUGAAAAACUACCUGUCACAACAGAAAUCCUCGACUUCAGCUUCAACAUGCUCCCUUCCCUCCAGAAUUCAACCUUCUCUGAGCUGAAAUCUCUUCUAUACUUGGAUUUAACGAGGUGUCAGAUCAACUGGGUGUAUGAUGGUGCCUUUCACAGCAACAAGCAGCUGAAGACAAUUGUGCUGACUGGAAACCUCCUCCUGUUUCUGUCUGACACAGCGUUUGCUGGCCCAUGGUCCUUGAAGCAACUUGUCUUAAUGCAGACAGGAAUAACCACCAUGUCCUUUAUUCCAAUGACAAAUCUGGACAGUUUGGAUACCCUCAUCUUGGGCAGCAACCACAUCUCCUCCCUGCAGCUUCCUCCCAACUUUCCCACUCAAAACCUCAAAUACCUUGACUUUCAAAUGAACAACUUAAGAACAAUCACAGCAGAAGACGUCCGCAUUCUGAUGAAGACCAGCAAUAUAACUCUCAUCUUUAAAAGCAAUGACAUUACAUACAUUGAACCUGGAGCUUUCCAGUCCCAUUUCUACAGUUUGGACUUUGGGGGCUGCACUGACAUCCCUGCAGUCCUGGCAGGGAUACAGAACUCCACAGCCCAGACCCUUUGGCUGGGAACAUUUCAUGGUGUGGAAAAGGAACCUGACAUAAGCCCAAAUGUUUUACAAGGCCUCUGUAAUAUCUCUGUCAAGGAUCUCUAUCUGCAGCUACGGCACUUCAGACACCUAAAUGUGGACAUGUUUCAAUGCUUGAUGAGGUUCCGAAAGCUGGACCUAACUCAAACCGGCAUCAGCGCGUUGCCCCCAGGCAUCAGCAGCACGAGCUUGCUGGAGGAGUUGGUUCUCAACGCCAACUCCUUUGAGCACCUCUGUGACAUUAGGUCUGCUGCCUUCCCCUCCCUCACCCACCUCCACAUCAAGGGAAACUCGCGGGUCCUGCAGCUGGGCUCUGGCUGUUUGGAGCCACUGGCAAACCUUCAACAUCUGGAUUUAAGUAAGAGUCAUAUUGAAAGCUUUGACUGCUGCUACGGAGCGCUGAGUGGUUUGAGCAGUCUUCGAUACCUGAAUCUGAGCCACAACAUAAAGCUCCACCUCAAAGACAUGCUCAUUAAGGACAGUACUAACCUGGAGCUGCUGGAUCUAGCUUUCACUCCUCUUCAUACCAACGCUUUACAGGGUCCUUUCCAAAAUCUGCAUCUCUUGAAAGUGCUCAACCUUUCUGCCUCUCACAUUAAUACUAGCAUUCAGAAUCUCUUUCAAGGCCUAGAAAACCUCAUUCUCUUGGACCUUAGUCAAAAUAACUUUGAGUUGGGGAUCAUGCCAAAGGACAAACUGUUCCAGCAGCUGCCCAAUUUAGAGGCACUAACUUUAUCAUCCUGUGAACUGACAGCAAUAGACCACCAAGCAUUUCACAGCCUUAGAAAGUUGCAGCAUGUUGAUUUGAGUCACAACAAACUUAUUGCAUUCAGCACAGAUGCAUUUUCAAACAUCAAUGGCAUCUAUCUCAAUUUUGCUCACAACAGGAUCCGUAUGGUACCACGCGACAAGCUAGCAUCCAUAGCUGGCCACUGCGUGAUCAAUUUAAGUUACAACCCUCUGGACUGCACCUGCUCCAAUAUUGCUUUAAUCACCUGGUACAAGCAGAAUCUGGAUAAAAUUGAAGACUCUGAAGGAACAAGAUGCUCUGAACCCAAGUUGCUUGCUGGAGCUCAGCUGGCCACCAUCUCACUCUCCUGUGGGAUUAGUACAGGAGGAGUCAUCGCAAUUGUCCUGAGUAUUUUACCCUGUGGUGCCAUUUUCAUUUGGGGUGCUCGCUAUUUCAAGCAAAAUUACCAGCAAAUAUAA
This is a messenger RNA of Apaloderma vittatum (bar-tailed trogon), 1983 nucleotides long. RefSeq names its product CD180 molecule (gene CD180). Gene Ontology annotation, molecular function: protein binding. The transcript is spliced from 3 exons. The coding region runs from base 1 to 1983 and encodes 660 amino acids. Gene Ontology annotation, biological process: B cell proliferation involved in immune response; positive regulation of lipopolysaccharide-mediated signaling pathway; cellular response to lipopolysaccharide. Gene Ontology annotation, cellular component: extracellular matrix. Lineage: Eukaryota; Metazoa; Chordata; Aves; Trogoniformes; Trogonidae. The record is from RefSeq and is a predicted model, not a curated record.